Messenger RNA from Emys orbicularis (European pond turtle), 1293 nucleotides. RefSeq names its product solute carrier family 35 member A3 (gene SLC35A3). Gene Ontology annotation, biological process: pyrimidine nucleotide-sugar transmembrane transport. The transcript has 7 exons. The record is from RefSeq and is a predicted model, not a curated record. Gene Ontology annotation, molecular function: UDP-galactose transmembrane transporter activity. Lineage: Eukaryota; Metazoa; Chordata; Testudines; Emydidae. The coding region runs from base 1 to 981 and encodes 326 amino acids. Gene Ontology annotation, cellular component: Golgi membrane.
AUGUCUACCAAUUUAAAAUACCUUUCCUUGGGGAUCCUGGUCUUUCAGACCACUAGUUUAGUUUUGACUAUGCGAUAUUCUCGGACAUUGAAAGAGGAAGGACCUCGUUACUUAUCCUCUACUGCAGUAGUUGUUGCUGAAUUUUUGAAGAUUAUGGCCUGCAUUUUAUUGGUCUACAAAGACAGCAAGUGCAAUUUACGGGCUCUGAACAGAGUGCUACAUGAUGAAAUCCUUAACAAGCCUAUGGAAACACUUAAACUUGCUAUUCCAUCAGGGAUUUAUACUCUCCAGAAUAACUUGCUGUAUGUAGCACUGUCAAAUCUAGAUGCAGCCACUUAUCAGGUCACAUAUCAAUUAAAAAUUCUUACUACAGCAUUAUUUUCUGUGUCCAUGCUAAGUAAGAAAUUAGGUGUAUACCAGUGGUUAUCAUUAGUGAUUUUGAUGACGGGAGUUGCAUUUGUACAGUGGCCCUCAGAUUCUCAAGCAACAACUACUAAAGAGUUGUCAGCAGGAUCUCAAUUUGUUGGUCUUAUAGCAGUCCUUAUAGCCUGCUUUUCAAGUGGAUUUGCUGGGGUUUAUUUUGAGAAAAUUUUAAAAGAAACCAAACAGUCUGUCUGGAUCAGAAACAUUCAGCUUGGAUUUUUUGGUAGCAUAUUUGGAUUGAUGGGUGUGUACAUAUAUGAUGGAGAACUUCUGUCAAAGAAUGGAUUUUUUCAAGGAUAUAACAAACUUACUUGGAUAGUUGUAGUUCUACAGGCACUGGGGGGCCUUGUGAUUGCUGCUGUUAUAAAAUAUGCAGACAAUAUUUUAAAAGGAUUUGCAACAUCUUUGUCAAUUAUAUUGUCAACAUUGAUCUCCUAUUUCUGGCUGCAAGAUUUUGUCCCAACCAGUGUCUUUUUCUUUGGAGCCAUUCUUGUGAUAGCAGCUACAUUCCUAUAUGGUUAUGAUCCAAAACCUGCAGGAAAUCCUAUCAAGGCAUAGCAGAUUUCGUUAUCAGCCUGUUUCUCAAGACUGUGCAUUAGGGACCUCAACAAGAAUUCUGUAUGGAAGAUUUCAUCAUGCACUGGAAGGAAAGGAUCACUACACUGAAUCUGAGCAAGAACAUGUUAAUGGUUUUGGAGAACCAAAGGGUUAAAGACAGAAAAUAAUGUAUGUAAAGCUGAUGGUAAAAAUUAAAGGGGAAAGCCUAGUGCAAGUUGCUAAUAAAAACUUGAAAGGAACAAAAGUUUCCAAGUAACUACAAUUAGGAAUGUUUACAGCUUGAACUUGAGGUUAUAUUAGAUGAUUUUACUG